AUUCGGCCAAAAAAAUUUUUCCUAUUCGAUUUAAUUUCAAUUAAAAUUUUAUUAAUAAAUUAAAUAAAUAUAAUUUUUAUUUAUAAAUUCAGUAAAUAGAAAACAAAGUAAUUUCGUCGCUAAUUCCCGAUGUAUUAACGAGGAAAAUUAACGACGAAAUAUCGAGGAACAAUUAUCGAGGAUUUUACGUGGAUUUACUUACGAUUCUAUUACGACGAAUUAUUUUCGUGUUUCUUACGUUUUUAUUACGACGAAUUUAUUUAGAGGUUUUUGCGUGUCUUUUACGACGAAUCAUUUACGAGUUUCUUACGAGGAAGCACAACGACCGCGUUACGUGGAAACCCCACGUGGUCUUUACGACGAAAACUUAAUUCUUCUUUACGAGGAAAAUAUAACCUCGCUAAUUAACGAGGAAAUGGCGACGAAUCUUCUCUUACGACAAUCAUAUAACGACGAAACGCCUUUCAUCGCCAUUUCCUCGUAAGCCUUCUUUUCCGAGGAAAUAACGACGAUUUUGGCCGUCGUUAAAUUUGUGUUUUCUUGUAGUGCGUGCAUUAUGUCUAAUUUAUUUAUUAGCAAAACAAAGUACGCUCAUAAAGCUGAUAAGAUUCUAGGGACUAGGGGGAGACGGGGAGUUAUAUGAACAUUAAAAUCUCGUGUAUCAUUUCUGAAUCUUUUACUCCUUAUUAUGUAAAAGAAAGACGUGCAUAAUCUGAUAAAGAGGAUUCCCUGAAUGAUAUAUAUAUAUAUACUAUUGAGCAAAAGAAAGACGUGCAUAAUCUCACCUUGCCCAAUAAAACAUUAACAAUCCUAGUAAUGGACAUCAUGACUCCUUUUCCUCGCAUAGAAAUGCGUUUAUAAAUAAGAACAAUCGCGCAAAGCUAGGUUUCUCAUUCACAAAGUCAAGGAUCUCCCUCACAUGGAUUCUUUCGACUUGCCUCACAUUUCAUCUUUUAAGGUUUUUGAUUCAUCUAAAAUUUGAAAAAGAAAGCAUUUGUAUACUCUCUAGUAUAUGAUAGAUUGUUUGAAUGCAACAGGGAGGAAGCGAAUUAUUUCUACGGGAUGUGUUUGAGAACAUAUUGAAGACGUACUUAAAAAAGAACCCAACAACGAAAAGAAUAUGGGAACUGGUUCAGUCGGUGGACAAUGAGAAGAUUUGCUACGACCACUUCACUUUCAUGACACUGAAGAUCGAAGGUUAUGGAAUAGACUCCAUGUCCAGUUUCUUCAUGGAUAAUGGAUAUAAAAUAGGAGGUGGGCUUGAUUUUCCAAAGAAGAACCUGCGAGGUCUCUGGUUUUCCCCUCCCGAUAUUAAGAUCCCUGAGGAUGGCCACGGCCUAAGUAAUGGACCCUUACCCCGACUUGUUAUGGGUGAGAUUCUUGUGGACGAAUUAAGCCCUGCAUCACAGGAAAUAAUCAGGAAGUAUCUGAAACCAGCAGGAGGCAAGCAAGCCCUUCUGUCAAGUAUUCUUGGGUCCUUAAUAUGGGAGAAGCCAACUUGGAGCGAAUUUAAGCACAUUGCCGAAGAAAACGAAUUGGCUGCUUGGGCGUUUAUCAACGGCUACACAAUGAACCAUCUUGCGUUUUCUGUUCAUCGACUUAAACACCGUUUCAGUGACAUCAAUUGCAUCAUACGUUAUCUAGAGGAAAAUGGAUUUGAUCUCAACCAGGACGGAGGAGUUCUCAAAGUGAGUACUGAUGGGCUACUGCUACAAGUGUCGUCACUCUCGGAGCAGCUUCCGGUAGAAUUUUCAGACGGCAUAAUCAAAUCGGUCCCUGCUUCAUACAUUGAGUUCACUGAACGUCUCGUUUUGCCACAGUUCAAAAAUCUGCCUCAUGAUCAGAUUAAAGAGAUCCAUAGACGUGAAGACUUUGCACUCAAUAACGCCGACAACAUUUUAGAAAGCUCCCGUUUUAUGUCAGAUGUUUAGAAUCACUUUGGUUUGGUCCAAUCAUGUAUGAAACAAAAAGAGUAUUAAUAAGCUUGGUUUUGUAUGUUAUAAGUAUUAUGUUCAAUCUGUGUGCCUUUCUUCUCCAUGAAAACGUGAGUCUCAUGUUGAGUAAUGAUUACUCAUUGUGAAUAUAGCUUGGGCUUCGGCAAA
Brassica napus (rape) is the source of this 2102-nucleotide messenger RNA. RefSeq lists its product as uncharacterized. Gene Ontology annotation, molecular function: oxidoreductase activity. The transcript is spliced from 6 exons. The record is from RefSeq and is a predicted model, not a curated record. Lineage: Eukaryota; Viridiplantae; Streptophyta; Magnoliopsida; Brassicales; Brassicaceae. Bases 1029 to 1931 code for a protein of 300 amino acids.